UGUAAUGCACUACUCAUCCACACCUUGCUCUCUGGCUGAUCAUUUGAGACCAAAUAGCUUCGGAGCACUAACUAGGAAUCAAUGGGUUUGCCUAAGCGCGCGAGUGCAGGCAAUGGGUUGCCCAUCAGGGUGUUGAGCCGGCGGCUGGUGAAAGCCUCUGACCCCUCCAUCAAGCCGCAUGUGGCCGCCUUCAAUAACCUGGACCUCUACCCCAACUCGGCACAAGGGUCGGUGACGUGCGUCUACCCCAAGCCUCCUACCGGCGACUUCAACUCCGUUGUGGCCGCCUUCGACGCCCACCUGCCGUCCUUCCUCAACUAUUUCUAUCCCAUGGCUGGGCGCAUCGCGGUCAAUCCGAGCUCCGGCAUGCCCGAGCUCCACUGCUUCAACCAAGGAACGGAGCUCAUCGUGGGAGACGCCGGCGUGGAGCUGUGGACCCUGGACUGGGGCCUGUCGGAGGAGUCGCUGAAGAGGAUCCAGCUGCCGUACGCGGCGGAGGUGCCGCUCUCAGUGCAGCUGGUGUCCUUCACCUGCGGGGGCUUCGCCGUCGUGUGGGCGACCAACAACCUUAUCGGCGACGGGAACGUCGGGAUCAUGCUGGUGAGGAUGUGGUCGGAGCUGGUGCGGUCAGGGACCAUCUCCGAGGGCGGACCCAGCCACGACCGGUCGCUGUUCAGCCCUCGUGAGCCGCCGCAGUACGACCCGUCGUUGGACGGCAUGUUCACCCAGUGGGACCACGAGCACGAGGUGAACGCCCUGACGGCGGAGGCAAGCUUCAUCGAGCGGCUCUACUACGUGGAGGAGCGCGACAUCGCAAUGCUGCGCGAGGCGGCGAGCACGGAGGGCCAGCAGGCGACGCGCGUCCAGGCGGUGUCGGCGUACCUGUGGAAGGUCCUUGCAGGUAUCGUGGACGCGUCCAAGCUGCUGCCCGAGGCCGAGAAGCGGUGCCGCAUGCUCUGGUGGGUGGACGGCCGAAAGCGGGUGUCAUCUCCAGAGCUCCGGUCGGCGUUGCGCAACUACGCAGGGAACGUGACGUCGUACGUGCUGGCGGACGAGGCUGUGGGCACGGUGCUGAGCAAGCCGCUGGUGGAGGUGGCGAGCAUGGUGCGGGAGGCCAUCACGUCCGUCAACUACGACGAGCUGUACCAGGACAUGGUGGACUGGCUGGAGGUGCACAAGCCACAAAAGUUCAUCGAGACGUCCUUCAUCGGUCUCGGCAGCCCCACGAUAACGCAGACGGUAUGGACGACCUUCCCCAACGACACCGACUUCGGCUUCGGCCACGCCGCGCUGGCGAUGCCGGUGGACGCCAACCUCGGGAGGCUGUGCACGGGGUUUCUGUGCGUCUCCGCCAAGCCGGGAAACCCAGGAACGUGGAUCAUCAGCGCCUUCAUAUGGCCUCGCCUCGCGGCCGCGCUAGAGUCAGACCAGCAGCGUGUCUUCAAGCCUCUCACCGCGGAGUACCUUGGUCUUACCCGUGCCAACUAUGCGCUGCGUGACGCCGUGUUUUCAAGACCUCGUCUCUGAAUUCUUCUCCUGCAAAUGCAAAUGCAAAUGCAUGCAUGUUUUGAAGAUCGAUUCAUGUUUUCUAAGCGCAUGUCUACUUGGUUGUGCAUUGUGUUGCGAGUUGUAAAAGUUUCUCCAUUGAAUAAUUAAAUAAAGCUCCAGUUUGCCUUCA
Molecule: messenger RNA, 1678 nt
Organism: Hordeum vulgare subsp. vulgare (domesticated barley)
Lineage: Eukaryota; Viridiplantae; Streptophyta; Magnoliopsida; Poales; Poaceae
Product: coniferyl alcohol acyltransferase-like
Exons: 2
Coding region: 82-1527 (481 amino acids)
Molecular function (GO): acyltransferase activity, transferring groups other than amino-acyl groups
Source: RefSeq, a predicted model, not a curated record